This is a messenger RNA of Branchiostoma belcheri (Belcher's lancelet), 792 nucleotides long. RefSeq names its product olfactory receptor 52N2-like. Gene Ontology annotation, biological process: G protein-coupled receptor signaling pathway. Gene Ontology annotation, cellular component: membrane. Gene Ontology annotation, molecular function: G protein-coupled receptor activity. NCBI's taxonomy places the organism in Eukaryota, Metazoa, Chordata, Leptocardii, Amphioxiformes, Branchiostomatidae. The record is from RefSeq and is a predicted model, not a curated record.
AUGGGCGAUCAGCAUGACGGCUCCCAGGCCGACGUUACGGUCACUCUCGGGCCAUCCUCUCCUGGUCUCCAGGCAGCGUACCUCGGCAUCAGUUUUAUCCUGAUAGUAGCCGCUAACUCUCUUCUCAUCCUCCUUGUGUGUAGGAAGGAAUAUCUCCAACAGCCUCGCCACUACUUACGCUGCCAUCUAGCCUUCAAUGACAUCCUCUUCACAACGGCACAGAUCCCGAGAUACAUCCAUCUAAUUCUGCAAAGCAACGGCCGAUUUUAUGGUAUAAUCUGCUCGGACACACGAAUAGUUAGCGCUGCAGCAUUACUGUCCACAUACGGCACCUAUCUCCUGAUGGCUAUAGACAUGUACUAUUACAUAUGUUAUCCCCUGCAGUAUGAAAGCAAAGUCACAACAAAGCGUUUGGCCACAGCACUGGGUCUUGUUGACGCGUUCUCUAUCAUCUGCGGCGCAGUGCCGAUUGCCCUUGUUAGAAAAGCAGAAGGUAACGUCUCAUGUCUGAUGAAAAUAACAUAUCAAACUGCCUUUGUUCUUAGGAGCAUCGGCAUACUUGCACAGAUUUUAUCCCUGCCGGUUAUCAUAGGUUUGUACUACGUCGUUUUGAAGGAAGCGAAGCGGCAACAACAAAGGCGAUCUUCCUGUGACAGACUGUCUCUGGGCAGGAACCAGGUCGUGCAGGGGGUGCUCAGGACUCAGCAUAGCCUUGAAAAGAGACACAGCAGCGGCCUCUCUCCUCUCCUUCAGGGACGGCAGUGUCGGUACAGAACGUCUGCCGCCACAUGA